AUGUCAGCCAGCACGGCAACGUCCACGCCUGCGCCCGCGCCCGCCGGAGACGGUACUGGUGCUCCGCGAGCUCCGAGACAGUUCAGACGUGGCUAUCGAGGUCGCAAUCCGCGGAAUAACGCCGAGCGACAGACUCAGACUCAGACACAAACGCAAAGCGAGACCUCAACCCGACCUCCGCCACCACCGGCAUCGGCUCCGGGAACCCAGACACAGCACGGUGAGACGGCACCACCUUCGAACACGACGAAUGCUUCACAGCCACAGCGGUCUCGGCGAGGGCCAAGGAGUGGGCGGAGAGGAGGACGGGGACAAGGACAGGCACAGGCACAGAAUGAAACGUCGGAGGGAAGGCAACGACAGGAUCGGGGCCGCGGUGGCGAUCGGGAGCAGCAGGCGCAAGGACAGUCACAAUCACAAUCACAACCACAACCGCAGCAUUGUCCGCAAAAUGGCCGGCGGAGAUUCGAGGGCCGGUUGACGAAGUCGCAUCAGAAUUCGGAGGACGAUACACCAGAUGGGCAGGUCGACGAUAUUGGAGAUCAAGGAUUGAGGGGCGAUGCGCCGACAUUUGUACCUGGGGUAUCGCAGCCAAAUGGCAAGAGUUCCGCCCCGCCUUCCAAGGGCAAGACGAAAGCGAAGAAUCCCCGGACGCGGCCACCGAAGAUUACGACAAAGUCCGAAGCGGAGGAUAUAACCACUCGGAUCCACGAAGACAUCGCGCACAAUUUAUACGAAUGUCCUAUUUGUACUAUUGAGAUUGGACGCAAGUCGCGAGUUUGGUCGUGCGGGCUCUGCUGGACUGUUUUCCAUCUGAGCUGCGUGAAGAAAUGGUCAAAGAACGAGGGCGCUGCGGCGCAAGAUGCCGCGCGCCGAUUAGGGGAGGAUGGGGAGUCGAGUGGGCCUCGUGCAUGGAGAUGCCCCGGGUGCAAUCUCGCCCAGGAGGUAUUCCCGUCGAGCUACUCUUGCUGGUGUGAGAAGGAGGUCGACCCGCGCUCGUUCCCUGGGCUUCCGCCACAUUCGUGUGGGCAAACUUGCUCGCGGAAGCGAAAGGGGUGCCCGCAUCCUUGCGAUGCGACUUGCCAUGCUGGACCAUGUGCGCCGUGCACAGCGAUGGGACCGACUCAGGAUUGUUUCUGCGGCAGAAAUUCCUCGACGAAGCGGUGUCAAGAUACGGACUACGAGCGGGGAUGGAGCUGCGGCGAGGUUUGCGGAGACUUGCUACCCUGCGGCGAACAUACCUGUACUCGACCGUGUCAUGAAGGUCUUUGCGGUGCUUGCGAGGUCAAGAUUGAUGCGCGUUGUUACUGUGGCAAAGUGCAGACUGAGAUGCUCUGCAGUUCGAAGGAUGAGGAGUUGGACAGUGAGCUGCUACAUGGUGAUGAUGUUGAGGAGUGGACGGGGUGCUUCAACUGCGGAGAUUCUUGCAGUCGACCGUUCGAUUGCGGUGUACACUUCUGUCAAAAGAGCUGCCAUCCACAGGACGCCGAGGCGGCACAUUGCCCGAGAUCGCCAGACGUGGUCUCCCACUGCCCCUGUGGUAAGACGCCCUUGGCUGAUAUUCCGGGCUACACCCCGCGGGAAACCUGCGACGACCCGAUCUCGAACUGUCAAAAAGCCUGUGGCAAGACCUUGCCCUGCGGACACGCAUGCGAGAAGAUUUGCCACACCGGACCUUGCGGUUCAUGCAUGCAGAUAACUUCGAUAGACUGCCGCUGCGGCCGUAACACCUUCACUACAGUCUGCCACCAAGGCCAAAUUGAACCCCCUCAAUGCUUCCGAGUCUGCAAAGCCGGCCUGCACUGCGGGCGACACGCAUGCGCCGAGCGGUGCUGCCCCGGCGAACAAAAGGCAAUUGAGCGUCAGGCUAUGCGGCGAAAGCUCAAGUCUCACCUCCGCCCUAGCGACGAGGAUUUCGAGGCCGAACACAUCUGCACCCGGGUCUGUGGCCGUAUGCUGAAAUGCGGUCGGCACACUUGCCCGGAGAUCUGCCACAAGGGACCCUGCAAUACCUGCCGAGAGGCGAUAUUCGAGGAGAUUUCCUGCAAUUGUGGUCGGUCGGUCUUGUAUCCACCUUUACCCUGUGGAACACUGCCUCCUCCGUGCUCGUUCCAGUGUGAACGGCCGAAACCAUGCGGCCAUCCUCAAACGGCGCACAACUGCCACACGGACGACGAGUCUUGUCCAAAGUGUCCAUACCUGACGGAAAAGACAUGUCUGUGCGGUAAGCGGACGCUGAAGAACCAGCCUUGCUGGCUAUCAGAUGCACGAUGCGGCCAGAUUUGUGGCGAACCGCUCAAAUGCGGCUCUCAUUUUUGCCAGAAGAACUGCCACCGGCCCGGGGAGUGCGAGGACGCUGCGCAGCCUUGCCAGCAGGCCUGCGGGAAGACCAAGACUCUCUGCAGCCAUCCUUGCACCGAACCUUGCCACGCCCCUUACCCCUGUUCUGAGAAGACACCUUGCGCGUCCACAAUUGCGGUAGCAUGUGGCUGUGGACGCCUUCGCCAGGAACGCCGCUGCAACGCAGCAAAGGCUGUAACGACCAAGGGCCAACUUCAACAACCCCAGCGCCUCCCCGCAGCAACACCACUAACCUGUGACGACGAGUGCGCGCGCCUCGAGCGUAACCGCUCCCUCGCAGCCGCCCUGGGCGUGAACAUCAACUCCUCCACCACGAUUGCCCAAAACACCCUCUCCUCCACAAACCUCCCUUACUCCUCCGAAACCCUCGACAUAUACAUUCAGCUAUCAUCAACAUCCCCACUUUCCACACUGCAAUCCAUCGAAUCAACUCUGCACACCCUCGCAACAAGCAAUACAACCCGCUCCGUUCGCACACAACCCGCGAAGUCCUCCCUGCGCGCAUUCAUCCACUCCCUCGCCGCAGACUAUGGCUUCGCAAGCGAGAGUUUCGACCCAGAACCCCACCGCCACGUCUUCAUCCUCAAACCCACGACUUGGACAGCACCCGUCUUCGGUCUGGGCAACGGCGUCUCCGCAAUCGGAAUCGCCGGGAUGAGCGUCGCAGAGUGCGUGAAGCUGCGCGAUCGUCAUCGCUUCAAGGAGCGCGAGGCGCAGCGCCUCGCAGCGGCCGAAGUGAAAGCACAGCGCGACGCUGCGAAAGCACAGGCUGGUACCGAAGAUGGCGGUGGCGGCGGUGGCGGAUGGGCGCAGGUCGCUGCGUCGAAGCGCGGGACUGGCGUGAACAACAGUCCGCGGGGAACCCCGAUGUCCCGCACACCAACUGCCCUGUCGGGCUCAGGGUCCUUGUAUGCGGCUCUUGCAGCAGUGAACGAUAACGGCGAGGCGCCGGCGUUCAGGAAGGAGAAGCUUGUUCUGAGGUCUGGUGUUGGUGCCGCGAAGCAGGCUCGGACACCGCCGGCUGAGGUUGCGGAUAGUUGGGAGGAAGAAGAGGAGAAGGAGGAAGAGGAGGAGAGGCGCAAGAGUGGGGAGAGCGCUGAGGCUGAGGCUGAGGCUCGGCCGGCUGAUAAUGCUGAGGCUCGGCCGGCUGAUAAUGCUGAGGCCGAUGCCGAUGCCACCGGUGCCGCUGAUGCUGCUCAGCCUGUUGAUUCGGGGUUUGCUCAGGUUGCUGAGUCCAGCCAGGCCGCUGAUGCUGCGGAGACGGCUCCUGCAGAGCAAGAGCAUGUCUCACAUGAUACCAUGAUCAGGUCAUGA
Molecule: messenger RNA, 3675 nt
Organism: Aspergillus calidoustus
Lineage: Eukaryota; Fungi; Ascomycota; Eurotiomycetes; Eurotiales; Aspergillaceae
Source: the annotation of a GenBank genome assembly